Babjeviella inositovora NRRL Y-12698 is the source of this 402-nucleotide messenger RNA. RefSeq lists its product as uncharacterized. Gene Ontology annotation, cellular component: nucleosome. Gene Ontology annotation, molecular function: DNA binding; protein heterodimerization activity; structural constituent of chromatin. The record is from RefSeq and is a predicted model, not a curated record. The coding region runs from base 1 to 402 and encodes 133 amino acids. NCBI's taxonomy places the organism in Eukaryota, Fungi, Ascomycota, Pichiomycetes, Serinales. The transcript has a single exon.
AUGUCUGGUGGUAAAGGUGGCAAGGCCGGUGGUUCUGAAAAGGCCUCCUCUUCCCGUUCUUCUAAGGCUGGUUUGACUUUCCCAGUCGGUAGAGUCCACAGAUUGUUGAGAAAGGGUAACUACGCUCAGAGAGUUGGUUCUGGUGCCCCAGUCUACUUGACUGCUGUUUUGGAGUACUUGGCCGCCGAAAUCUUGGAAUUGGCUGGUAAUGCUGCCCGUGACAACAAGAAGUCCAGAAUUAUCCCAAGACACUUGCAGUUGGCUAUCAGAAACGAUGAAGAAUUGAACAAGUUGUUGGGCCACGUCACUAUCGCCCAAGGUGGUGUCUUGCCAAACAUUCACCAGAACUUGUUGCCAAAGAAGUCUGGUAAGGCUGCUGCUAAGGCCUCCCAGGAAUUGUAA